AUGACCACAUCGCGAUCCUUCUCUCCCGAACCAUCCUACAUGACCGCGGAGGCAAUCCCACGUCCAUCCUCUCCUGCUACGUUAACUACGGUAGCCUCAAGUUCUCGCACAGAGCAGCAACGGCUAUUCGAAUCUGAUGUAAUUGACAAGACAUUGAAACCAGGUGUCUAUCGUAUUGUGAACGAUAGCAAUCCCGAUUUCGUGGUCGAUCUUUCCGGACAGGAUCUCAAGACUAUCAUCGCUUUUGGAUCUCACGGAGGAAAAAACCAACAGUGGGAAUUCUCGCGUCUCGGGCCUGGAUACUCGAUCAGCUGCCUCUACAACGGGAUGUAUAUGACCUUGGGCUCCGGGAUAAGCGAGGGCGGAAAUAUGAUAGCGAUUCCGUAUCCUGUGAGUUGGGCCGUCGAGGCAGAUGAUUUCGAGGCAGGCGUCUACAGAAUUCGUUGGCCAGAAAGUCCGUUCGUGUUUGACUAUCCAGGAGGAACUGGACAUACCAUUCAGCUCUCGAAUAGAUAUCCCUUUAAGCCCACUCGCCUCUGGCGACUUGUCCCAGUGAAGAUAGAUAUUCCGCAAAUGACUGCCGAAAGUCUCGAGUUUACUACUUCGUCUCCGAGACGAAUGGACGCUGCUCCCGCAUUAAUUACGAAUGCGGACACAGUGAUCGACGCAGAAGGACUCAAGUUCGGGGGCAACGGUGAAUUGUCUAUUACCACAACUACGACAACAGUGACGACCACCGUAACCACCGUAAAACGGCUUGGAGUACCAUAG
Cyclocybe aegerita is the source of this 771-nucleotide messenger RNA. NCBI's taxonomy places the organism in Eukaryota, Fungi, Basidiomycota, Agaricomycetes, Agaricales, Hemipholiotaceae. The record is from the annotation of a GenBank genome assembly.